Papaver somniferum (opium poppy) is the source of this 2224-nucleotide messenger RNA. Its product is annotated as ubiquitin domain-containing protein DSK2b-like. The record is from RefSeq and is a predicted model, not a curated record. The transcript is spliced from 8 exons. Bases 207 to 1856 code for a protein of 549 amino acids. Gene Ontology annotation, cellular component: cytosol. Gene Ontology annotation, biological process: ubiquitin-dependent protein catabolic process. Lineage: Eukaryota; Viridiplantae; Streptophyta; Magnoliopsida; Ranunculales; Papaveraceae. Gene Ontology annotation, molecular function: polyubiquitin modification-dependent protein binding.
AGAAAAAAAACCGCAACAUCAAUUUCCCUAGUUUUAUUCUUUUCCUCCUCAAAACGUCUCCCUCUCAGGUUAUAUAAAACUCCAAUUCCUUCCCAAAAUAUAUAUCUGAUUCUGAUAUACAUUAAAUCUUCAAACCUCAAAUCAACCAAAGUUUCACUUCUGCUAAGGCGUUUCUUCCUCUUCAUAGCUAGAAGCGAAAAUAAAAAAUGGCCGCGGACAGUGAUACCAGCGAUUCAGGUGUCGGUAGUGGUGAUGAGAUUGCCAUUCACAUUAGUUGUUCAAACGGUACCAAGUUUUCUGUGAAGGCAAGCCUUGGAUCUACUGUUUUGGAGUUCAAAAGUGUUAUCUCUCAACAUUCUGAUGUUUCAGCUGAGCAACAACGAUUGAUUUACAAGGGUCGGAUCUUGAAAGAUGAACAGACUUUAGAAAGCUAUGGUUUGCAGGAAGAUCACACUGUUCACAUGGUUCGUGGUUUACCAGCUUCAUCAGCUAACACAGCAGGUUCAGCAAAUCUUGGAGGCUCAAACACCACCUCAGGUGCCUCAAGAGCUACUCUUAAUUCCUAUGAAGGCGGGCUUUCUAGGGGGGCCAAUCUCGGGGCGUCACUGUUACCAGGGCUCCGUGUAAAUGGUCUAGGCGGCAGUGGAGUACCUGGGAUGUUGGGAACUGAGGCAGAGUUUGAACAAGUCCAGCAACAGCUUACUCAGAAUCCCAACAUGAUGAGGGAAAUAAUGAAUAUGCCCGUCAUGCAGAGCCUAAUGAAUAAUCCCGACUUAAUGCGUACCUUGAUCAUGAGCAAUCCUCAAAUGCGUGAUAUCAUGGAUCGCAAUCCUGAACUUGCACAUAUACUGAAUGAUCCCAGUACUCUACGCCAAACACUAGAAGCUGCAAGGAAUCCUGAACUAAUGCGAGAAAUGAUGCGCAACACUGAUAGGGCCAUGAGCAACAUUGAAUCUUCUCCCGAAGGCUUUAACAUGCUCAGACGAAUGUAUGAAACCGUUCAAGAGCCAUUAAUGAAUGCGACAACAAUGGCCGGAGAUGCUGAAAAUACUUCUGGUUCAAACCUGUUUGCUUCCCUAUUAGGAAACCAAGGGGGAACUCAAGACAGGGAUCGGUCGAUUAACCCUUCAACCACUGGUUCUGCUGCUCCAAAUACCGAACCGCUUCCCAACCCAUGGGGUGGUGCUGGUGCUGUUAGAGGCACACCAACAAACACCGCAGCUAGGUUAAAUUCAACAGGAAAUGCAAGGGCACCUGGUAUUGCUGGAUUAGGUGGGCUGGGUCUGCCUGAGAUGGAACAGAUGUUAGGGGGAAUGCAGGAUUUCUCUCAGAUGAAUCAGUUGAUGCAAAAUCCCGCUGUUGCACAGAUAACGCAGAGCCUCCUUUCUGACCCUCAAUACAUGAACCAGAUUCUUGGUCUGAAUCCCCAACUCCGUAGCAUGGUUGAUUCUAAUCCUCAAAUAAGAGAGAUGAUGCAAAACCCAGAAUUACUUCGCCAAUUGUUUUCCCCUGCCACAACACAGGAAGAUUUGCCUUUGCAGCAAGAGUUGACCCGUCUUUUGGGGCAACAUUCAGCCCUGGAUCCAGGACUGACUGGUGGAGCUGCAGCAGGAACACCAAAUAACAUGGGGUUGGAUUUAUUGAUGAACAUGUUUGGUGGACUUGGUGCCAGUGGUUUGAAUGUUCCUAGCACAGCAAAUGUGCCGCCGGAAGAAUUAUACGCGACUCAGCUAUCACAGCUUCAAGAAAUGGGAUUUUUUGACACACAAGAGAACAUCCGAGCAUUGAGAGCAACAUCAGGAAAUGUUAAUGCUGCGGUGGAGCGGUUACUGGGAGGAGGAAACCCUGGACAGUAGAUUAUUGCCAAGUGGGUGGCGGUAUCCCCGUGUGCUACUAAUAUACUUAGUCGGUCAUGCUAAUCUUGGGCCUCUGUAUGAUUAGUCAAUUUUCAGUCCAGAGUCUUCUUAAUCAGGAAAAAGAGGGACUCGGCCACAUAUGAGAACUCUGUUUUGGACAUGAAUAAGUGCAUAGCAACAGAGCCGUCUUAUGGACCAGGCCAGCUAGGCUAUUGCCUAUACACUUAUACUACCUACUUGUAAUUGAAGAACGGGACCAUGAUGUACUUAGGCCAUCUUCCUCAUAUUUAUAAGGGGUGUCUUGAAGUUAGGAAAUUACUAACUUAUCCUUUACUUUUGUUUCAAUUAUGACUAACCUAAUAGCCUCC